UGAGUUAUGCAAAUUAUUUUACAGAUUCACUCAGUUUGUAAACAGAAUUGGACAACUGACAAUUGACAAAAGUCCAUAACAUUGCCUUAGAUGUUAUAAUGCUGCACACUUGGCCAGUUGUUUAGGUAUACUCAAAAGUUUCUAAAAAAUUUACAACAUUGGCAUAGUGAGAACUACCAAUUUUUUGCCAGAAAAAUAGAUCUUUACUUUUUGAUGCUGAUAGAUAAAAGAAGAUGAUAUUUAAAAUGCUAUUGCAGCAAGCUUCUUGUGAAGCCCCAUUAUUUGAUUAUGCAGUCAAAAAAGCAGACCCUAAAGAUUUGAGAACAGUAUUUAAUAAGUAUGCUACCAUUGAGAAAGAUGGUGAGCGUUUUAUGUCACCCACUGCUCUUGUUAGAGACUUUUUGCUCAUGGAUGGUGCAUUUGCCAAUGAAAAAACACUAUCUCUGUUAUCAGGUGUUGUAAACCAAUCAAAAGAUGGGUUGAUUUCAUUUCAUGAAUUUCAAGCAUUUGAAACUUUGCUUUGCAAGCCUGAUGCAAAAUUUCGAGUUGUUUUUGAAAUGUUUGACAAAAACCGAAAAGGAUCAGUUACAUUUGAUGAAUUUAAAAAGGUGUUUGAUAGUCAGAUAAAUGCGCAGAAAUAUCCAUUCAAUUAUGAAUCAGAGUUUAUAAAAAAUUACUUUGGUGCUGAAAAAGAUGUGCAAGUCAACUAUCAUGAGUUUACACAGCUUAUUACUGAUUUAAACAAAGAAUAUAUGAAGCAACUAUUCCAGCAAAAGGCAGGACAAAAUAAUUUUAUAACGGCUGCUCAGUUGGUUGAAAUAAUGAAAGUUGGGUGCAGUCACAAGCUCUCUCAGUUCACACUAGAUAACAUAAUGGCUAUGGUCAUGACAGAAGCAACAUCCAAUCGUGUGAGUUUUAUUUAUUUCUCUGCAUUUUAUGAUCUGCUAAAUAACUUUGAUCUUGUUGAGAAAAUUUUGCAGAAUGUAGAUGAUAACAGCAAAUAUAAAGAGAUCAGUAAAGAACAGUUAUUAUUGGCAUCACAGCGUUAUCCUCAAAUAUCUCCACUGCAAAUUGAUAUAUUGUUUGAUAUUUUAAAUGCAUCUCAUCCUGAUAAAAGCACCGUCUCAAGAAUUGAGACCAAAAAGUUACUUCCAAAAGUGGAUCCCAUGUCUGUGUUUUCUAAAAUUCAUCAACAUCAAAUAUAUGAAGAUGAAGUUCUAAUAGAACAGCCAUUAAUUAAUAGCAUUGCAGAGUCAGGAUAUAAAUUUUUUCUAGGCUCGCUUGCUGGAGCUUCUGGUGCAGCUUUUGUCUAUCCUAUUGAUCUUGUGAAAACUCGUAUGCAGAAUCAGCGCAGUGUCAUACCCAGUGAACGCAUGUAUCAAAACAGUUUUGACUGUUUUCGUAAGGUUGUUGCAAAUGAAGGAAUUGCUGGACUAUAUAGAGGCUUGAUACCUCAGCUGAUUGGUGUCUCUCCAGAAAAAGCUAUCAAACUAACAACAAAUGAUACUGUUCGUAAAUAUUUCACUGAUAAAGAUGGAGAAAUUAGACUUAUAGGAGAAAUCCUUGCUGGAGGAUGUGGUGGUGGAGCUCAAGUUAUGUUCACUAAUCCUAUAGAAAUAGUUAAAAUUCGAAUGCAAGUAGCUGGUGAAUUAGGUGUACGACCUAGUGCUUUAGAGCUAUGUAGGGAACUGGGAUUUACUGGACUCUAUAAGGGUGCUAGAGCUUGUUUUUUACGUGAUAUUCCAUUUUCUGCUAUCUAUUUUCCUUGCUACGCUCACUUUAAAACAUCAUCUGCUGAUCAUAAUGGUUAUAAUAACCCAUUGUCAUUACUUUUAUCUGCAGCUGCAGCUGGAGUACCAGCUGCUUACCUUUGUACACCAGCCGAUGUAAUCAAGACAAGACUUCAGGUGAAAGCUCGUAGAGGCCAACAGACAUACAGGGGUGUUAUAGACUGUGCUCGUAAAAUCUAUGUUGAAGAAGGUGGAACUGCUUUUUUUAAAGGUGGACCAGCUCGUGUUUUACGCUCUUCGCCACAAUUUGGCGUAACUCUGAUGGUAUAUGAAAUGCUUCAAAGAUUUUUGUAUAUUGAUUUUGGUGGAGGUUAUACGAAAACUGAAGUUACGCCUGAAAAUCCUGAAGUAUCUUUACAUCCUGAACACAUCGGUGGUUUACGCUUGGCAGUUUCAACUUUUUCUGGAAUUGAGACUAGGUUUGGUUUAAUGUUACCAAAGUUUAAUGACCCACCUAAGCUAGCAUCUAAAACGCCUAUGAAAGUUUCCACUUAACAGUGUAAUUCUGAAAAGAAAAUACUGUUAAAUGAUUUUUAUAAAUAAAAUACAAAUAUAAAAA
This is a messenger RNA of Hydra vulgaris (swiftwater hydra), 2349 nucleotides long. Its product is annotated as electrogenic aspartate/glutamate antiporter SLC25A13, mitochondrial. NCBI's taxonomy places the organism in Eukaryota, Metazoa, Cnidaria, Hydrozoa, Anthoathecata, Hydridae. Gene Ontology annotation, biological process: L-glutamate transmembrane transport; aspartate transmembrane transport; malate-aspartate shuttle. The record is from RefSeq and is a predicted model, not a curated record. Gene Ontology annotation, molecular function: calcium ion binding; L-glutamate transmembrane transporter activity; L-aspartate transmembrane transporter activity.